ACGGAGGCCAAAGGAAGAGGAAGAAGAAGAAAAAGGACAACAAAAGCACGUGGAGACUACUCAGAGGAAGCGGUGCAGUGGUGGCAUGCAGUGGGUACAGUACAGUAUCUAGCUUUACUGAAUCGUCACAGAACAACUUCUCGAUUGAUUGCAGUAGGAAAGGAACAAGAACACGUAGGAGCCAAGAAGCCACACAAAGCCCUAUAUAGAAGUCUCCUAAACUGCGCUAACAGCGACAAAUUACCAACAAUGGGAAAAAACAAAAGACCAAAAAGCUAUUAUGUUCAGCUGGCUAAGAAACAGAAGAGCCACCACAAUGUACUGAGUCCUGGGCUGACAGGAUUUCUGUGCACCUGCAAUGACCGGGAGAGAGAGUGUGUACUGGAAGCCUACAAUAUCCUGAAUGAGUAUGCAGACCAGAUGUAUGGCAAGGAGGUAAUUCCAGAAAAGAAUGAGAUUGGUGAGGGAAAAUCUAGUGAGGCAACACAAGAAAUCACCAAAGAACAGUCUGACAACAGUAAACAGGAGACAGAGAAGAAUGAAAUGUCAAGCCCAAGUCAACAAAAGCAAAAGGAAAUUGAAGUAGCUAGUGAUUCUGAUGAAGAAUUCUCAUCUCUUGAUGCUGCUAUCAAGGCUGAUGUUCAAGAACUUCAGAAAGAAAGUGAAAAGAAACACAGACAUUUAAGAAGAUUUGGUCAGGUGGCAACAGGAGCAAAAAAUUAUGUUUUCAUCCGUUCCACUUUAGAGGAUCCCCUUCCUCUUUCUCUGGCCAUAAUGGAUGAUAUUCUGAAGCUACAGCGGCAGAAAACUAAAAAACUUAUUCGCAUGAUUCCAGUGCAAGCAACAUGCAAAAGCUUUCAGGAUGACAUUGUGAAAGCAGUAAAGAAUUUAUGUGAAUCAUAUUUCAGAGAAAAGGGAGAAUCAUUUUACAUUGCUAUUAAAGUAAGGAACAAUAGUUCAAUAGAACGAGAGUCCCUGAAAGCAUCUCUCAUAACAGUGGUAAGUGAAGCUCACUCUGCAAACACACCUGAACUGAAAGACCCAGAAGUAGUUGUGAAUAUAGAUGUGAUUAAAAAUGUCUGCUGCAUAAGUUUGUUGCCAGGAUAUUUCACAAAAUAUUGUAAAUACAACUUGUUAAGUUUAGGUAAUAAAAAAGAAAAUGGAAAAAGUGCACCAAAGAAUGAAGAUAACAAAAGUGAAGUUUCAGAGAAGGAAGUUGAAGUCAAGUAAAUUAAAACAGCAUACCACUGUAAAUAUGAAAUGAAGCUCCACAAAAGUUAAUGUCUCCAAAGUAUAUUUCUCUAGGAAAGGGAUGAAAAAAAAAAGCAUUUCACACAUUGACUUAAUGUUUCCAUUUUAUGAGAUUGAAGAGAAAAUAAAAAAAAAAAUUUGUAAAGUGUAAAAGGAAUAAAGAAAAAAAAAGAUUGUAAAGAAUCAGAUAUUUUUUGGAAUAAACUGAAGAAAUAAA
Messenger RNA from Portunus trituberculatus (swimming crab), 1468 nucleotides. RefSeq names its product THUMP domain-containing protein 1-like. Gene Ontology annotation, molecular function: RNA binding. The record is from RefSeq and is a predicted model, not a curated record. The coding region runs from base 250 to 1230 and encodes 326 amino acids. Gene Ontology annotation, biological process: tRNA modification. The transcript is spliced from 4 exons. NCBI's taxonomy places the organism in Eukaryota, Metazoa, Arthropoda, Malacostraca, Decapoda, Portunidae.